AGUCGGUUUCUCUCACUAAAUCACUAUUUCUUCACUUAUCUCUCUAGAACUAGCACUGACUUGAUCGUCGGAGUGCUAACGAGUGGCUACGGCCCUCUAGGCGCUAGUUUUGCAGGGUCUGAGCGCCUGCGGUGUGGUGGUUAGGGUGCGAUUGGUAGAGUGAAGUAUCCGGGCUUCAACAAUUGGCGCGCCAGGAAGGGGGCGCCAAGCUUGAGAGGAUAUAGGAAGAUGGAAGACUUGAACGAAGGAAAUGCAGGCGUGGACGAUGCGAGAACGGAGGACUCCGGACAUGAGGGGAGUGGGCAACGGUCUAGCCCAGUGGUGAGCAUGGAGGUAGAAGAAGAGAGUCGUGAGCGCCCCUCUAUGGAGAGUGAUUCGUUGUCCAAGAGGGAGCUGUAUAAGAUCAUCGCGGACCAGGACAAGGCAAUAGCCAUGCUCCGGAGGGAAUUGGAAGGUGGAAGGAGCGCCGAUACGAGAGAAUACAACCCCCCAGUAAGGAAGCGCGACAGGCUCGUGGAUGAUUCGGACGGUAGUGAGUAUGGGCGCCCAUAUUAUGAAGGGCCGCAUGUAGAAAUUACCCCGCCUAGGCGCCCGUCUGGGUGGAGAGCGCCUGGUGAGUUGGCCGGCUCCGGGCCGGAGGAGCAAAACCCAUGGACGCCUAGACGCCAGACGAGGCGCUUUGGGAUCAGACAACCCCUGGCGCAAAGUGUCCUGAUGGAACCAGCAGGAACUACCCUACCGCCUCUGACCAGCUAUGAUGGGUUCACUGACCCGGAGGAUCAUUUGAAUAGCUACUUUACGAAGAUGCAGCUGUAUAACAGCACGGAUGCCACGCUAUGCAAGGUGUUCCCCUCGACCUUCGCGGGAGUAGUUUUGGACUGGUAUCAUCAAUUGGAGGAGGGGCGCAUUGAGUGCUUUGAACAGUUCGCGGAAUUGUUCUUGUCCAAAUUUGCGAGCCGGAAGCGUAGAACACUAACUAUAGGCGCCUUGUUUAAAAUCAAGCAGAAGGAUGGGGAGGCGCUUAGAGAGUUUUAUGACCGGUGGAUUUCGGUCGCCAUGGCUGUGAAGGAUGUGCAACCGCCCGUGCUGGGCGUAUGCCUAGAAGAAUGCACGAGCAGCGAGGAGUUAUGCCGAGUACUGUCGAAAAAGGCUGUAGUUUCAACAGAAGACUUGGAUCGGAGGGUUCAGAAGGUGAUUGCAUUGGAGGAGACCUUGGCUGCAAGAAGGGCAGAGAAGAGGCGCGUGGGCCGAGAAGAGAUUGAAGGGCGCCAGGCUCCCAGACCAUUCUUUAUGAACAACGCCCCGCAGAGGAGAGUGGAGAGUCAGCGUCCCUUGCCCAGGAGUGCGGGAAACUUUACGGAAUACAACGAUUCCUUGAAGAACAUUUUGCAAUACGUGAAGGAUAGAGGGUACCAUGUGCGCUGGCCGGGACCCAUGCGCGGGCAGCCGAAUGAGCGAAAUCUUGACCGAUUCUGCGACUUCCAUCGGGAUAAAGGGCACCAUAUGGCCGAUUGCUACCAGCUAAAAUCGGAGCUGCAGACUCUAGCCGAUCGAGGGAUGCUCAACGACUUUAUAAGAAAAACAGACGAGCGGACCCAUCGUGCUUACGUCACAAGGGAAACAAGGCAGGCACCCGUUCUCCCCACAGUGCCACAGGCGCCCGUCCUCCCCACAGUGCCACAGGCGCCUGAGGUUCAUCCACCCCCGCUUGAAAUACCCCCGCCCCCGUUUGAGGUGAAUCAAGAAGGAGAACCUGGCCGGGUAAGACUCACCGUGGAAUCCAUAACUGGUACCGUUGACUUGCGGGAUAAAUUGGAUCGUUCUAGGCGCCUCAGGGCGGCGUCUGUGGAAGCAAAGGCGGCCGUCCAGAUAUGCUUUAAUCAGGAGGCGGAGGAGGCAUGUCAAGUGCCCUCGGAGGAGGCUUUGGAGAUACAAGGAAUCAUUGCAGGGUGCAAAGUUAAAAGGAUGUUGGUGGAUACGGGAAGUUCGAUGGACGUUUUAUUCAAAAGCACGUUCGAGCGCAUGCAGUUGGCGCCGGAGUUGGUAAGCCCCUCUGAUUCUGUGCUGAUUGGGUUCUCGGGGGCGCCUGCUCAUGUGAUAGGGCGUGUGCGCCUCCCGGUUACGUUGGGUGAUGAAAUGCAUCGAGUGACACAUGCAGUGGAGUUUGGGAUAGUGGAUUGCCCCUCACCGUACAAUGUGAUACUGGGGAGGCCCCUCUUGGCAUUAUUUAAUGGGGUGGCCUCAACUUGUCACCAAACAUUGAAGUUCGUCGCCCCGCAAGGCAUAGGAGUCUCAAGAGGAGAAAGCGCCCCCCGCUACGCGCGAGAGGAAGAAAGAAGAAGGAAAGGCGCCCGAAGGCCCAGGGUAAACAACAUAGAUAUCCGCCCAGAAGAAGCGCCUAGAGCAGAGCCCGUGGAUGAUGAGUUCAGUGUGCCGAUCGAAGAAGGGCGCCUAGAUCGUCAAGUGCGAGUGUCGGCACAGGCGCCAGAGCACAUGAGGGCGCCCUUAAUCAACUUGUUAAGAGAAUUCGGGGAGCUCUUUGCGUGGAGCCCUCAGGACAUGCCAGGAGUGUCCCCAGACGUGGCGGCGCACCGGCUGGCCGUCGAAGAAGGAAAAAGACCUGUCCAACAAAAACGAAGAAAUUUGACUCAAGAGAAAGAGGAAGCCCUGCGGAAGGAAGUCGAUAAGUUGCUCGAGGCAGGAUUUGUUGAGGAGGCCAGGUAUAUCACUUGGCUGUCAAACGUGGUAUUCGUCCCAAAGCCGUCGGGGGAUUGGAGAAUGUGCGUGGACUUUACCAACCUUAAUCGGGCGUGCCCGACGGAUGCUUACCCGAUGCCGCGCAUUGACCUGCUUGUGGAUGCCACGGCCUACCAUGAAGCGCUUAGCUUCCUUGAUAUGUUUUCGGGGUAUCAUCAAAUUCCCAUGGUGGAGGAAGAUAGAGCAAAGACCGCCUUUAUGACCCCUUUCGGCAAUUUCUGUUAUAGAGUGAUGGCAUUUGGUUUGAAGAAUGCAGGCGCCACAUAUCAGCGUAUGGUAAAUCAAAUCUUUCGUGGGCAGUUGGGAAGGAAUGUCGAGGCAUAUGUUGACGAUUUGAUUGUGAAAAGCAAGAGGCGCUUAGACCACAUCUCGGACCUGAGGGAAACAUUCGAGACUAUGCGCCUGUACAAGCUGCGGCUCAACCCGAAGAAGUGUGCGUUCUUGGCAGAAGCCGGUAAAUUUUUGGGAUUCAUGAUCACAAAGAGAGGAAUUGAGGCCAACCCCAAGCAAGUUGAGGCAAUCAUGAAUUUGAAGCCCCCCCGAACGCCUAAGGAGGUGCAAGGGUUGACGGGAAGAUUGGCGGCGCUUGGGCGCUUCAUUCCACGAGCCUCCGAUCGAGGCGCCCCCUUUUUCAGAACUCUAAAAAAGGCAAGCAAGUUUAAAUGGACGGAGGAGUGCGAUGAGGCAUUCGGAGAUUUAAAGAAGUUGCUAACCGCGCCCACUGUGAUGACCGCGCCUAAGAUCAAGGAGACGCUGUACUUGUACAUCGCGGUGUCCCGGAUCGCGGUGAGUGCGGUGUUGGUGUCCAAAGAUCCGUCAACGAAUGAGGAGAGGCCGGUAUACUACGUGAGCCGCACCAUGGUGGUGCACGAAACAAGGUACGCGCCCAUUGAAAAAGCAGCGUUGGCAGUGGUGAUGGCGGCUAACAAACUCCGACCUUACUUUCAAGCUCACAGCAUCGUGGUACUCACGAACUUGCCUCUCCGAACGGUCCUCGGGUCCAUGGAUGUUUCGGGGCGCCUGGUUAAAUGGGCCGUCCAGUUGAGCGAAUUUGAUGUAAGUUAUGCGCCCAGACCAGCCAUCAAGGCGCAAGUGCUGGCUGAGUUCGUGGCUGAAGGAGUGGUUGACGCGGGGGAUGGCGCGGAAGAGUGUUGGCAAGUUCAAGUGGAUGGAGCGGCAAGUCGAGCUGGAGCGGGAGCAGGUAUUGUGCUAAUUAGUCCCCAGGGCGCGAUGCAUGAGGUCGCGCUGCGUUUUGCAACUCUUAAGACGAACAAUGCGGCAGAAUACGAAGCGGUCCUGGCGGGGCUCCACAUGGCAAGGGAGCUGGGCGCCCAGAGGGUUAAUAUUCAGACUGACUCAGCGCUCGUGGUCAAUCAAUUGAACAAUGUGUACGAGGUGAAGGAGGAGGCGCUCGGGGCAUAUGUUCAAUCCGUCAAAGAGAAGUGUGUGUGGUUUCGGGAGGUUAUGUUCACACACGUCCCAAGAGAAGAGAAUGCCCAUGCGGAUGCCCUAUCUAAAUUGGCCACGGCGUUGGAUUUUGGAGAAGACAGAAAAGUGAUUGUUACCAAGGAAGCCCCGCGUGAUAAGGGGGUGAUGGCAUCUAUCCUCGUGGGAGCAAUGGAAGGAUGGAUGGCGCCUAUCAUGCGUUACCUAACGCAGGGCGUGGUCCCGGAGGAUCCCAAAGAGGCUUGGCGUUUGAGAAGGAAAGUGGCACGAUGUGUCCUCAGGGAAGGAGUGUUAUACAAAAGAUCCCACUCGGACGCCUAUCUACGUUGUCUCACGGAGGCAGAAGGACAAAAGGCUAUCGUGGAAGUGCAUCAAGGAACGUGUGGAAUGCACGCAGGCGCCCGGAGCCUAGAGAAAGUGUUGCUAAGGCAGGGUUAUUACUGGCCCACAAUGAGGGUCGACGCUGGGAAGCAUGUGGCCGAGUGCCACCAAUGUGAAAUCCAUGCCAACGACAUACAUGUGCCGGCUGCGCCCAUGCAGGGAAACGUAGGCGCCUGGCCGUUCGCACAAUGGGGGAUGGAUCUUUUGGGACCCUUCCCCAAGGCGCCCGGGCAAUUUAAGUACUUGAUAGUGGCUAUUGACUAUUUUACAAAGUGGAUUGAGGCAGAACCCUUGGCAUCCAUCACUGAAGUGCAAGUGCGGAAGUUUACAAGAAAGAACAUCUUUACAAGGUUCGGGCUGCCGGAGUCGAUCAUCACCGAUCAUGGCAAGCAGUUUGAUUGCAAGAAGUUUAUCGACUUCUGCGACGAAAAUGGGGUGGUCCUGAGAUUCUCUUCUGUAGCUUAUCCGCAAGCAAACGGGCAAGCUGAGGCGGCCAACAAGAGUAUAUUGCAUGGGCUGCAUACCAGGCUUGCAGAAGCCAAGGGGAACUGGGUGGAGGAGCUCCCAAGCGUCUUGUGGGCGCACAGGACCACCUUCAAAGUUGCAACCGGAGAAACACCCUUUGCACUGACGUAUGGCAGUGAAGCGGUGUUACCAGUGGAGGUUUCCAUCCCGACCUUUCGGAUGGCGCAUAGGGGGGAGGCAGUGGAGGAACAGGAGCGGAUCAAUGAAUUGGACCUUCUCGAUGAGCGUCGUGAAAGGGCGGCUCUGCGCCUGGAAGCAAUGAAGUCUCAAGUAGCCCGAUACUAUAACAAGAAGAUGCGCUCGCAUGACAUUGUGGCCGGGAGCUUGGUGCUGAAGCGCGACUUUCGCCCAAAAGCCACUGAUGGUAAGUUGGCACCAAAGUGGAAAGGGCCAUAUCGCGUGCAAGAGGUAGUCGGGCCGGGCACGUUUAAGCUGGAGCACUUGUCGGGAAAGAAGUUCAAGAGAACUUGGAACGCGCAAAACCUGCGAAGGUAUGAAAUCGGGGAAGUAAGUGUGAUGGGAGAAGAGGGUAAGGUACCCGAAGGGGCGCCGAGCAGGUGGUAAUUACGAAGGGGAAAGGCAGAGUCUUGGGGUGUUUUUUGGUAGGAGUAGAGUAAAGCGCUUUAAUGCGCCCGGGAUUUUUAAUGCGCCCGGGAUACUUAAAGCGCCCGGAUAUAUAUUUAUGUAAAGCGCCCAAUUCAGCGCCCGGAAAUAUUUUUGCAAAGCGCCCUUCAGCGCCCGGGAUACUUAAAGCGCCCGGAAAUAGCGCCCCAAGAUCGUUCUUCCUUUUGAAAUCGGAAUAUAUACAUACAUGGAUA
Molecule: messenger RNA, 5927 nt
Organism: Linum trigynum
Lineage: Eukaryota; Viridiplantae; Streptophyta; Magnoliopsida; Malpighiales; Linaceae
Source: the annotation of a GenBank genome assembly